AAUGUAACGCAAGCUAUUACUUAUUCAUAAGACAUCCACAAAAUUUUGCAUAUUUUUGGCCGCCAACAUGGCCUAUCAAACAGGUCAGCAUGCUAAGAAUUUAUCGAACUGAGCGUGGCUUAAAAGUCCUAAAGCGUGAGAAAAUGAGCAAAAUUCAUUUACUUUCAUUUGAGUGGCCUCUGACAGCAGAAAGGAAACCUGGUCGAUAGCUAAGACCGUAAGUAUUGAUUUAUAUUGAUUGUACACUCGAUGAUGAAGUUAAUUUACUGGCAGAUUUUUCAUAUAUUGUCCAUCACUGGUGUAGAACUUUGAAAUCAUCCCUCCUCAAGUCAGGGUUUCUACGAAUACACAUCCAGGGAUAAACCUGUAGACUCUAUUUAUUUAUACUCUAUUUAUUUACAGUUUCAAUUGCUUUCUCGAAAGAAAUAAUUCCUGUUUUGAAGGUUAACACCCGUGUCCAGUUGUCAACAGCUUUAAUUUCCUCCAAUGCUGGACAUUAGGGACUUUGAAUACGCAAUAAUUCUGUUUCUCUGCAAGCCAAGUUUUUACAGUACAACCAACAAUUUAAGAUAGUCUACAAUUUGCAUUUCAGGCCAUCUAUUAACAGCUAUAACGAAGACCUGAAAGAUCUGAGUUUUCAAUUCGAGCCUCAAUUGAGGUUUACUCCGAUUCUGUCAAUAGCAACUCGUUACCUCGAUGAUAUUUAUUGCGGAACCACCGAAAAUUCGUGCUUUGCGCAAUCUGAUAACCUGUAAACAAUUGUGCUUUAUUGUGUUACACGGAGAUCGGGUUUAAAAGAUAGCUGGCUAUCUUGACAUACGCAUACACCAGCGAGUUGUUAUAACUACUGCGAAAGCAAACAGAGCCACAGAUUAAAAAAUUAUAUUUAUAUAUUUUCGUAGAUCCAACAAAUGAACGCUCUAAUCCAAAGUAAAUGAAGUCUCACAUUUCGCUAGUAUUCUCAGACUUCCUGUUCUUUGUUGAAGAGUGUAAGUCACAUGGUUCAAUAGUUGCUACGCAACCAAGUACUCAAAAUGAGAACCUGUGACAAGUAAACAAAUCGGAAAUUAUUUUCAUAUCCGAAACAAUCGGAAAUAGGGCUGCUAUUUAAUGGGAGACUGGCCGCUGUUAAACACCUUAAAAGCCUUUCAAAUUCAUACUUCUCCAAAGGUCAACAAAACAAUGGAAGAUUUGCGCAAAGAAGCAUGACAGAUCAAUUUCACGCCAUAUGCAUGCACGUAUUCAGUCUCGUCCUUAUUAAGCCCCUUGGAACACAUUGAGCGCUGGUGAAGGAGAAGUGUCUGAAAAAGCCUCAUGAAACAUGAUGAAGAAAAAGCAGACUUAAUUAUAUUUUUUGUGCGCGGAACCUUUCUGAGGGCGUUGGGUAAACAACUGGUUUUGGUCGCGGUUUUUAUAAUGAAACUGAUAUGUUUAUCAAACGAGAAGGGACUCCGAUAUUUCCCACAAAUCAUGCUCUUUUUUCGUAACCUUUGGGUAAGGUGUCUCGAUUACCUUCCGCCGUUCGGGAAAAGAGCUUGCGCUCACCGCCUCUCCCUUCCCUCGAAGUCACAACACUUCCUUCUCAGAAGGAUUGAGGAACGGUCUCAAGAAAACGGUGGAAAGCGGGCCUAGAGCUAAAAAAAAAAUACGUGAUUACUACGUUGUCUUUCAUUGUCACGAAAGAAGGUGUACGCUGAUUUCUCGACCACUAACAGCCAAUUAUUUUAUCUCAUAGGUAGAGGUCCUAAUUUAGAGGGGUCAUGGGCAACUGCGCUCAAAAGGCGCUUGGAACAAGGUCCCUCCUGAGGGAGGACCAAGAUGAGGCAUGGAAGGCCCAAACACGAGGAAAACUUGAAAACAAACUUUACACGUUUGUGGACCUCAAAGGCCUAGGGGGCAGCACCGAAUUUGUAAAAGUCUGGAAGGAAAGCGGCAAGUUAGGGUUUGUGAAAAAGCUUCAGGAUGAAAAAAUUCUAUUACCUUACUUAUAUGAACAAGGAGAAGGAAAAGUACUUACUGCUGAAGAACUCAAGGAAUGGCGGAACUCAGAGGUAUAGUUAUGAAACAGCUCGCGAUUCUUCAUAAAUUGUGACCGUUCACGUUUUUGUCUCCUAAUUAAACAAUGAAGAGUUAGACGACUGGCUGGGGUCUCUGUCUUUCACUGUCUGCAAAGCACGCUGCUAUAUUCCAUCUUUCAAAGUAUCUUACCCAAGAUUGCUGUGGCCAGUCUGUGGUACUCUACAUCCUGUUAGCUUCUGGCCUGUAUCGCUCUUAUUUUGAAUGAUGUAUCUGUUGACUAUGCUUUUCCUGGCGUUUCUUUUCGGUUCUUUUGUUUCUUCGUUCUUGCGCUCUAUCCUUUUUAAGGUGAAGGUUGCUAAUAUCAGACUUUCACUAACAUUGAUCUCAACUAUGUUUACUACUUCUCAGCCCGAAAGACACAGGACAACCGAAAGUCGCGAUGAUUCACUUCACGCACCUCGUAAAGCUUGCUGGUCUCUGGCACACCGUGGGACACUGGGGGAAACAGCGCUGCACCUGUGCUUCCUUACGAACAAUAAGACUAUGACAGAGAUGGCGCGUGCUCUGUUGGAAUUGUAUCCUGCAAUGGCACUGGACCAAUACGAAGGCCAUGAAUACCGUGGUAAGGAAAGAAGUUAUAUUCGAUCAUUUUUCUCUCAGCUCAGGGGCUAUUCUGUAAUAAGGAGCCUUUUUAAGAGACUCUAAACAGAACAGAGAAUUUAAAUGAAACUUGAAAUUUAUGGCGUAAAAGUACGCUAAAGAAACUCGGCGAAAGUUCCAAGCAGUACAUUGAAAAAGUUCUUGGUAGGACACUUAACCCAACCAACUUACAUAAAGCGUGCGAUCAGGAUUAUGACAUAUUCAAACCCUGGCUUUUAAUUACAUACUUUUUCAAGGUAUCUAGAGGCUUACUUGGUUCGCCCCAUCGAGAAAGGAACGUUAUCUGCCAUAAGGACCUAGUUUAAAAUUUGGGGGCGCGCUGGAAAAGUUGAAGGCGAACUUGUUUUAUUUCAGGGGGCGAACUCGCGAAGGUGGUAACGGGUGGAAUUACUAUGGGACAAAAUGUCCAUAAACCCUUUGCCAUCAGCCCAGCUUUCCAUUGCCAGUUUUUUUUUUCACCAGAGUUUUCAUAGGAAAAUUAAGAGGAAGGAGGCAUUGAUAAAAAUAUUUUGCUUUCUUAUUUUAGGUGAAACGUCUGUUCACAUCGCGAUAGUAAAUGGAGAUCUGGAGUCACUAAAGCUUCUGAUUGAGAAAUGCAGUGCUGAUGUUCACGCGCGCGCACGAGGGAGAUUUUUCAUGCCAGAAGAUUGCAAGGAUAAAAUGAAAACAGAGACAGACUAUGAUGGUGAGUGAAAAGAACUCCCCACCCUCCCCUCGAGGAAGAAAGUUCCCCUUAAUAAAGCUAUAGACGUACAGACCGUCUCAAACGGUCAGGUUUUUGGGGCCACAUUUAUUUGAAAAUGGUAUGAACAAUUUGGCGAGCAAAUAACAGCGGAAGUCUUGAAGAUUUAUAGCUUUUCUAUUAAUUUUUUGAUCGUCUCAGUUGCACAGAAGACUGGUAUGGGCUUCUAUAACGCAGGUGUAUCAAUCGUUCUAAAAAGUGCGCUUAAGAGUGGCUAGUUACGGUCUCUUACGAAACUUGCUGUCAACGCCUCCCUUUUGACGUCUCAAACGUUCAAAAAUGUUUUCAACCGACAGGUUAUGCUUAUUACGGCGAGUACCCAGCAGCCUUUGCCGCAUGUUUCGAGAGAGAGGACAUGUACGAUUACCUUAUAAGGAAUGGCGCAGAUCCCAACAAGCAAGACACCUUUGGAAACACAGUGCUACACUUGUGCGUCAUACACAACAAAAUAGUAAGUUAGUUUAUAAUUUAGUUUUUUCACCGUUAGGAUCUGGUUCCUCAAUGGGUGGUUAACGCUAUUUGCAGCUGGAUAAUUCUGUAUCCGGCGGAUAGCGUGGCACUUUUUGUUAACACUUAUCCGCUGGAUAGCGAUUUACUGGUUAUAAAUAUAGUUAGCGUUAUCCGCCUUUGAGCGACUGGACCCGGGGGCAGACGUUCUUCAUAUUUCUACACGGAACAAAUGUUACCAAAGAAGAAAAUUUUGUUAUUUUAUUGAUUAAAUCAAUCUCAGAAUUUCAGCUGGUUUGUUCUAACUACGCUAUGAAUGAAAAUCUCGUAGCACAGUCUAUAUGUCUAUAGUUGUAACAUUCAAGACGGACAGAUAAAAAGUUUUAAAAUUUAAACAAUGAAUGAUCAGAAAAUGAAACAAAACCGCUGUUUUUUAAUCCGCCAUUCUAUUUCUCAAGUUAGAUGUGUAAGGUUAGAUUAAGUUUUUAUCGGUGAGGCUUCGGACGCGUUUAGUCACCGAUUAUACCAAAUGGUACCAAGUGAUAUAGUAAACUUACAUUUCUUUUAUAGGACAUGUUUCUUCACGCUACGCGAAGGAAGCACGUGAUCCCCGGCAAUACGUUCAUAAAAAAUGGCCAAGGACUUUCCCCCCUGACACUUGCUGCUAAAUUGGGACGAAAGGAAAUAUUUUAUAUAAUUCUCGAGCAUCAAAGCAUAGUAAGUUAUCCUGGCUUUACAACUGGUGAAAUUUAGUCCUUUACACCCCAAAAUCAAUGUGCAGAUUCUCUAGUCUGUUCUCUAUAAAUUUCCAAAGGUGCUGACCAGGAGAAUUGUUUAACAGUCAAGAGUUUCUUUAGUUGGUGAUCAUUUCUUUUAUUCUCGUAACCCUUAUGUUUGACUCAGGGGUGAAGAGAUUGGAUGGUAGUUAUUCUUAGGCGUUAGGGGGCUAAACUUUAAGAAUUCUACGCUAAAUUUUUACUAACAACUGGACUAAGUUAGUGUCACAGGAUUAUCAUUAUAAUAGUUUGCAGCUUUUAAUCGAUCUUAACUCUCGUAUGAAUUAAUUUAUGAAAGGAAUACUGGACGUAUGGACGCAUGACAUGUUCGGGAUAUCCGCUGGAGGGUUUGGAUUCCAUUGACAAGAAUGGUAAAUCUGGUAAGUCAGAUAAAACUUGUGUAGAGGGGGUAAGUUUCUAAAGAAAAUGUGUUGCUGCGUCGGUGGAAGAGUAUAACAGGGUAAUUUAGUAUUGUCAACUGAGUUGAUAACGUAAAUUGGCCACCGUAAAGAGUUUAAAAGCUGACGUUUCGAGCGAUAGCCCUUCGUCAGAGCGAAUGACGAAGGUGUAACGCUCGCAAGGGACUGAGUCGUGUUUGGUUUCAGUUUUGAAUCUGGUUGGUUAAGAAAGUGGUACGGGUUUCCUAGUUCCUGGACCAAUCACAAAACGCAGUGAAGCAAACUAGAAGCGAAGCAGGAUUACUGAACACUUUCAAUCGAAAAUUGAUGAAACGAUAUCAGGGCUUACUUACAUUGUGUUCUCUCCAUCAUGAUUCGGCUUUUAUUCCCGUCUUGCCUUCAAAUUUAACCUAAUCCUCGAGCUCUGUCGCCUCGGCCGAGCCUGACAGGAAAAUGGUGCGUCACAUGGGGAGACGCACCGUUUUCCUCUCUCCCCUCUUCUUAAUAGCAUUAGCACAGACAGAAUGAGUUUGGCAUGUUCUGUUUUAUUCGAUGUGUCUUUUUUUAGGUGAUGACUCAGCAUUAAUUAUUACACUAAAUGGGAAGAAGGACGAUCAUUUGGACAUGCUGAACAGCGGUAUCAUGUAUCGCCUUUUGGAAGAAAAAUGGAAAGCUUUUGCGAAGGUAGGAAUGCUGAAUUCAAUCGAGGGGACCUUUGCUUAUGCAGACAAAAAAUUUCGUUAAUAUUACACGGGCUUGUUGAAUUGGGAAAUGAUGUGGGAGAAGAGAGAACUUGAACACAGAGUAACACAACAGCCCCUUCAACUGUCUUUAGCAAAUAAUGAACUCUGGUGAUUUCCAUUUUCAUCGCAGGGCAAGUUCUACAGGCGACUGUUAUUCGCGGUGCUUUACCUUGUGGUUUUCAGUUUGGCCAUUUAUCUUCGUCCACGACAUCUUGAUCCCAAGAGAGUAGAGACUGGUACUGAUAGAGUAAGUUUCCUCAUGGGAAUUGGCAAAACGUACUGUUGUGAAAUGGAAUCCAUAAUUUUUUUUUCUUUUUCGCCUUCUUUUCCCAGCUUCCUCUGUUUAAAAACGGAGAGCCUUGAAAACAGACUAGUAAAUAUUGAUACAGAUUUUCCGGUUAAUUAAGCACUUUUUAUCCUCGCAUUCGAAUUCUUAGUUUCGCGUUGUUGCUGAAGGCUUCACAGUUCUUGGUGCGUUUAUCUACUUGGUGCUGGAAAUCAAGGAUGUGUUGAUAACUCAAGGAGUUCAAGCACAGAUGAAAACUUUGGUAUGAAAAUACUAAUGAUAGUCCCGCUGAUCUAAUUGAAAAUAUUAUUCAUCUAUAAAUUAUUAAUCCAUGUAUGAUAGAGUGGUUUUCAAUUGAGUGUCAGAACACCCAAAACAAAGUCGUCCCAGAGACCAAUCAGAAGAGAGGUUCACUCUAUAAUUAGCCAAUGAGAGCUCAAAGUGAAAACAGGCAAACUGCUGGAAGGGCGGGAAAACGCACAUGACUAAAUCGCGAUCGUUUUUAGUUUUGCAACUGAUUGGUUGAGAAGAUGGCGCGAAUUUUAUGGACAAAUCACAGAGUAAAUUUGAAAAACAGCAAAGCAAUUCCAGAUUUCUUUCGACACUCAGUUGAAAAUUUUCUCUAAAUGACUAAUGGAUUGGUACGAGGCUUUGUACCAAAAGUUCUCAAGGUACCCCAUGAUAUGAAAUUUAAUAGAAACGCGCAUUUUAGGAUACAAAAGGAAAGAGUCUUCGACAUCCUUACGAAAACUAGCGCUUUUUUUCUCAUCGUUCGCUUUAGCCAGACUAUAAUGAUUCAUAUUCCAUAGUGGCUGAUCCAAUCAGAACAAACUAGACGUAUGAUCCACCGAUCCGCCAAUCAUUUCCCUUAAAAAUUGCAUAACAUUUAAAGUGCAAAAGACACCGUAGUGGACCAACAUUCUUCAUUCACUGUCGCGAAAUGGCUAUCUUCAUAACCAAAUAAGACUGAUAUAUUAAAAACUUGAUGAAGAAAUUCUUUGCAACAGAGGUUCCUUAUUUAAUGUCAUGCAAACAUCUUCUGCAGCGUGACGCACCAGGCAAAGCGAUCUUUUUAGUAUCCUGUGUUCUCGUUAUCCUUGCGUUACCAUGCCGUUACCUCGGAGAACACCAGGCCGAGACUACUAUGUUAAUUCUUGCUGCUCCUAUGGCCUGGUGCUACCUGCUGUUUUUCUGCAGGUGAGUCACAAUUAGCUUUGCAUGAUGGGUAAAAACUACUAAGUACACAAUUUAGAGCAAUUUCCAAUUGGAUGUUGAAAGAGAUUUGAGAUUGCAUUGGUUUUGCUUUACCUCGUUCUGUGAUUGGGUCAGAAAACUAACGCCACUCUCUCCACCAAUCAGAUGCAACACUAAAACCAAUGACGACUUGGUCGCCCGCGUUUUCCCGCCAUUUAGCGGACAAAGCUUGCCUGUUUUUACUAUGUGUUCUUAUUGGCUCUUAAAUAUAUUUUUCUUUUUUCUGAUUGGCCGUUGUUUUUACUUUGGAUUUGGUUUUACGACAAUCAGUCGAAAAGCGCUCUAUUUGUGAUGGAGAAGAAUUCCGUUGGGGAGGGGGUGUGCACCCAUCUCUCACUAAAGACUUUUAAGGUUAGGAGGGCACCGUCUGUUGAUGGUUCAUAACUUAAAGUGAAUGCAACAUUUAUGGUAAUGUUCCAGAAAACACUCUUGUCUGUCACUUAAUUUGCAGGGGGUUUGGAGCAAUCGGUCCUUUUGUAGACAUGAUAUACAGGAUGUGCGCUGGAGAUAUGACCAGGUUCUUCAUCAUUUAUAUUAUCUACGUGGUGGGGCUUGCACAAGGUAAAACAACUUCGUCAGCGAUAUACGACGCGUAGUCACAUAGAAGAUGACUAUGGUCAUGGCUUCUAUGAAAAAGCGUCAAAAAUGGAAAAAUAUGCUUUGCCUUCAAAUUGCGCUUCAAGAGAAUGAUAAUUUGCGAACAUUUUUCGAUACAUCGACAGCAAUAAACUAAUUUUUGUUUCUGUGUGGUAUAUACCAAAAGUGUCGGUGAAAGUGGUGGUAAUUUAUCUCUAUAAAUGUUUAAAACCAGUAUCAGUUAAGAAGGAGUACAUUUCGUAAUGAAGACCGUAUUAGGGUAACUCUCAACGAUACAUGUCUUCAUUUCAUUGUAAUUAAAACUGGUGACUAGUUUUUUUAAGACCCUCUUAUAUUUUUUUCGAAGCCUUCUCACACGUGAUGAAAGGGGUGAACGGAUUCACGAACGAAGGAUUUACCAUCAUGACGCUAAUGCGCAUGACAUUUGGCGAGUUUGACGUAAGUUGCAAUGCGUCGUUACCUAAUAAAUAUUAUUCAUUUUCAUAACUACGUAUAGAGUAAACCAGCCCCUUUCACCACUGGAAAAAUGCAACACAUUAACGGUGAAAUCCUAACAGAAUGCAGAAAGCUCGUAACAUGAAUCCAAUUUAAUGGCUUAAAUCGAAGUUAGCACAAGUUUCCAUAUCUCAGUGGUCGAACAUUCGACGUUUUGAUUGGGUCAUACGUUCUCCUCUCAGCGAAACUCAUAAUUUAUCCUUUCAAAGUACUCCAUAGUCACUCUCCGAAAAACAUCUCUCUUUUGCCGAUCGAAAUUGUUCGGUUUUGUCAUGUCCUGAUAAUAUUUUUUUGUUCCGGUAGUAUUUUUACGAAGCAAUUAGUGAUUUCACAAAAUGUUGUUUUGCGGAAGUGCAUUUUUGUUCCCCCAUACAUCCAGUGUUCCUUAGCUUUUACUGAUGUCGCAGAAAAUUUCAAAAUGGUAGUUAUGUGUCCAUAAUUGCUGACUUCUGAUCUUUUGUCUCUCCCCAGUUCUUCACGUUCGAGAAGUCCCGGCAUCCUACACUGGCCAAGCUUUUAUUUUUCUACUUCAUGUUGUUCGUCACGGUUUUACUCAUGAACAUGUUGAUCGCCAUGAUGGCAAACACGUAUCAGAAUGUAAGUAAAGAACCGUCUGACGGAACACACGAGUCUGACAAAUCCUUGAGGAGUUUGCAUUUUGAGCCUUGAUUGAUUGGAGAGAUGGCAAGUUCUGAAAGUUAACUUACCCUCGUAGUGCCUCUGUCUUCACCCAGGAGUGUAAGUGGGUAGUGGCAAUUUGUCACGGAAACCUGAGAAAAUGCUAAGGGAAAGCCUGCAAAAAAUGCUGGUAAGAAACCAGCCAAAAUGACGGGAUGACGUGAUAAAAUACCGAGGGAACCCUUAACAAAAUACUGUGGGGAAACCUGACAAAAUGUCGCAGGAAAUCCUGACAAAAUGCUUUAGGGAAACCUGACUUAAUGCUGUGGGAUAACGUGAAAAAAUCCCGGGGGGGCACCAACAAAAUGCUGUGGGAAAACCUGACAAAUCAUUAAGGGGAAGCCUAACAAAAUUCAGGGGGAUAACCUAUGAUGGACUACGAUACUAUCCAGGGGGAAUUCCAAUACCCCUCAUCAGUACAUACCAUGGAAACAGCGAUAAGCUUGGGAAGUUAUUAGGCUCAACUUUGUUUCUGGUUUUUGUUGUUAUUGUUGUAACCAUUUUGUUUCUUGUUUUGCUCUUUAAAUUUGUUUACUUUUGGUGUGGUAGAUCUCAGACCGUUCGGCCAAAGAAUGGAGAAGGCAGGUGAGAUUUAAGAUCUUUCAACUGAUAAUUAGUUUGUAUGUACAAAAGGUAAAUCCUCUUCAAUCGACCACGCCAAAACCAAUGCAUUUGCUUCUGAUUUGCGGAGAAGGUGACAUAAGUCUAUUUAUAAAGUCAAUUGCAAAGUCUUGUGACCUAAACUCAUUGUGAUUCCUAAUUACUUAAAACAUUCCACCGAAUCCGAGUUAAAAUCCGGGUGCGAUUGUUUUUUCACCCAAGCGAUAGUAUGUAUAUUCUCCAUACUGUUCUCUAUACAUUUCUUAAGGUGCUGACAAGGAGAAUUUGUUUAACAAUCAAGAAUUUCUUUAGUUGGUGAUCAUUUCCCUCAUUCUUGUGACCCUAAUGUGUAAUUUAGGGGUGAUAUUGUGAGGAGAAAUUAGAUGCUGGUCACUGCAAGGGGUUAAAGUAUUAAGAGAAGCAAAGUAGUACCUAAAGGGUAUGUUAUCAAAGUUCGAGGAUAAAAAAGGAUCCCUAAAUUACAAUACAACCCAACCCAAUACACAAAAUUAUUUUAUUACUACUGCGUGUCUGACGGGUUCGGGAAAUAACUUCUGGGCGCGCGAAAGGGCUUUUGAUGAAUGACGCACUGCAAAAGAAAAACGGAUCAAAUUGGAAGUCUUCGUCUAAUUGUUAGCACGUCAUAUAAACUUAAGAAAACUUUCGUUUUCCUACACUGAAGUUAAGACGAAUUAACGACAGAUAACGAGAGAUUGUGGCGCAAAAACAGCUUGAAAUGUUUGUGAACUGAGAAGUAGAGUACAGCCCCCUAGGAUGAACAGUCGCAGUGUGCAUAUAUAUUGAACAUACCGAUGAGAGAUCUGUGGUUUUGUUUUUAGUGGGCACAGAUUAUCAUGGUAUUAGAACGUUCAGUGAGCCCAUUGGAGCUGAAAAGGCUACAGGAUGACUACUCUGUUAACAUGGCAUCGGAAGGAAGCGAAGAAAGGCGAAGGGGAUUAAUGGUGAUCAAAAAGAGCAGCUUGCCAAGUAAAGCUGACAAACGGAAAACCGCCAUCUUGAAUUGGCAGGUAAGUCUUGAUCUGAAAAAAAAAAUUCUGAUAAUAAAUUUUCCUGACAGAAUGCUUUCAAUAUGUAUUUCCCGGUUUGAAAGUAUGCAGGGCGUUUCCUUCGAGCAUUCUACUACGAUAUCGGAAGGUGUUUGGUUCUGUUCCUUUGGGAGAGACUCAGAUGUUUCCUUGUAUCACUUUUGACAAAUGUUUAUCAUCUUUCUCUCUCUUUAAUAAGUUUACAUGAAGUGCCCCCUCUAAAUAUACUGGCGAGUAAGUACAUAGUACAUAGUACCAUAGUACAUAGUACCAUCUUCCCCAUAAGAACAUUUCCAGAACAAGUUUUGAAAGAAGUAAUUAGCUCCGUUCCAAUUCCUUCGGUACGAAAUAUUUCGUAAGGCUUAAAAUCAUUCUGAAGCGAACCGCUCAAAGAGUAGGAAAGAAAUACCACCGCUCCUUAAAAUAAAUAGCAGUUAAUUCAGCAUAACCGUAAAAACGACGUCAAAACCUAUCUUACUAAGCACAUAAACCUGUUAUCAAUUUAAAGUUGGUAUAAAAAUACUUAUACGUUACGCCUAUAAACGUACGGUGUUGUUAGUCAAGUCUAAGUGAUUUUGAGUAGAACUCUCUUUUAAAUGAAACAGAAUUUAGUUUUACUUACUGGUUGAGUACAUCUAAGUGUAUCUAGAACACUUCUGGCAAAGGCGGUUAGUCUAACAAAUGAUUUAACCAUACUAAAGCGCAGCUCUUUAUUUCUUUAAAAUUAAUACAAUCAAAUUCUAAAAAUUUAACGUUAGGCUGUACUCAACGAGCUGAGGUCUGAGCAGGCCGACUCUGAAGGAGGCAGGUAACAUAAUUCUAAAAACAACCUGCAUAUCCUUUCACCUGCAACUUAAACUUCACGCACGCGCACUUACCUGCAGAACAGUCCGCUACUGCUUAAGCGAGUAAUAAAGGGUUGGACGUGUGGGGUUGUCCCACAUGGAUAGCCAUGACAUGUUCAAUAGAGGUGUCUUUUGAUCUUCUUAGGACUGUUCUGCAGUCAGCACUCAAUUCCAGAGUAAACGUUAAAGCUAUAAUUAAAGUGUUUGAAUAAUUAAUUUGCAAAGAGAGUGGAAAAGAACAAGACAGCGGUCGCUUGAAGAGAGGCGGGGGCUCGGACAGAGACAGCUUGCACUUUAAAACGGCGACCGCCGUUUGCCUAAGCCUCUCUUUUGCUGUUCCCAGCUUGAGAGCUUGCAACAGGCUAAAAAAACAAACAAAGAAACAAGUAAAAAAACUAAAAGCCAAGUUAAAAAAUUGAAGUAAAUUUGACAUGUUUAAAACUAAAAAAUUAGCUUGGUUCAGUCUAAACGAAUCACAGAGCUAAGUAGAGCAGUCCCGUUGCAAUCCCAGGGUUCUUUUCGACAUCAAUGAACAAAAUGGCCCAGCCGACCAUGGCUUUAAGGAGACGAAGAAUCAAGGAAUUAGUUCAUUGAAGGAGCCACGAAAUGACACACAAAGUUGCCGUUAUCUGAGAGGGAACUAAAAUCAGUUGUUUCGUGUGAUAGAGAAAAUUGCAAACAAACAACGAAAAAUUAAUAAGGAAAAAGCCCAUUGGUUAAAAUAAUAAACUUUAAAGCAACAACAAGAUGGGAAAGGAUGGAAAAGAUUUUCUUAGAUUACAUAGACUUGAUAGAAGCCACUGAUCAUGACGUACAAGGUUAUGUACAAGAUUAAAACUGUGACGUAAAUAACCACUAGAAAGUACCUUAGCCUAUGAUUGAAAUAACAUGAUAAUUUGCAUACCAUUUUUUCGUAUCAUUUCCAAAUGAUUUAUUUCCAAAUCUUUUUCUCCCAGAUUCUUGGAAUUGACUCUGUGAAAAACAAACUUCAAGAACAGGCGAAAAAACGGAAUCUCACACCAGUAUCGACGUGAGCCUCACGUGAACAUCACGUGAUCAAAUCAGCACGCGGACACUAUGACGUGGACGUACGGAUGCGAGGUCGCUCGAUGAAAGAUGGGAUAGAUGGAAAUGUGCAUUUGUUAUAAUACCUCGAGAAGACUUUCUCAAAACAAAAAUCGCUGAAAUAAGGCGAGAUUUAUUGAGGGAGAUAUCUCAUAAGAAUGGAUUGAGGAUGUAAAAGAGCAAAAAGAACAUUUUCAAAUUUGGGGAAAAGCAUAAAAUGAAGUGUAAUUUUUUAUUCUACACGGGGGCAAUUGAAAUGUCCUUUUUGCCUCGAUACUUAUAGUUAGCACUCAAUAUAAACUUCUUUCAGGGAAAUAGUUAUAUUUAAAUGAUGUAUGAUAACAUUUGUGAAGGAUACACAGUACUCCACAAUUUUACAAUUAAAAUGUUGCAGCAAUUUGAUAUCGAGUUAUUUCAAAAAAAUUGAAUGACUCGCCAUUAAUGUACUUCUUAGGAAAUUUACAGUAAUAUGAUCAAUAUUUUUUUGUGUUUUAUCUCAUUCAUGUCUUGUAUUUUUGUGUGACACUCAUAUUUUACCGUAGGAUAAACUAAUUGAUAUAUUGUUAGCGACUUUAUCUCAUCAUUCGAAUCUAACGCGAACGUAGCUCUUGCUUUCGAGAGGUGUUGUGAUGGAAAAUCUCCACUUGAACUCCAGAAAACGGGGUUAGAUUCUGGAGAAACUGUGUUGCUGAGUAGCUCUGGGGUAUAACAU
Molecule: messenger RNA, 13363 nt
Organism: Pocillopora meandrina
Lineage: Eukaryota; Metazoa; Cnidaria; Anthozoa; Scleractinia; Pocilloporidae
Source: the annotation of a GenBank genome assembly